Messenger RNA from Contarinia nasturtii (swede midge), 1640 nucleotides. RefSeq names its product dual specificity protein phosphatase 13. The transcript is spliced from 6 exons. Lineage: Eukaryota; Metazoa; Arthropoda; Insecta; Diptera; Cecidomyiidae. Gene Ontology annotation, cellular component: cytoplasm. The record is from RefSeq and is a predicted model, not a curated record. The coding region runs from base 16 to 789 and encodes 257 amino acids. Gene Ontology annotation, biological process: negative regulation of MAPK cascade; protein dephosphorylation. Gene Ontology annotation, molecular function: protein tyrosine/serine/threonine phosphatase activity; MAP kinase phosphatase activity.
AAGCGAAAUUAGUUUAUGUGUUUCAGCAAAAUAUUUGUUUGUGGAAUUUUAUUAUGUGUGCAUUACGCAAAUCGAUUGGAACAACAAAACGAAAAAAUCAGUGGACGACAUUUGCAACGAAUUUUACAGUACACUAUGACACCGUGCAGACCUUUACCGACUUUUAAAAGGACCGAUUGCAUAGUUCACAAUACAGAUUGUGAUGAAGUUUAUCCGAAUUUAUAUGUAGGAGAUGCAGCUUCAGCGAAAAAUAAGGCGUUCUUAAGACAGAUGGGUAUAACGCACGUACUGAACACGGCUGAAGGUUCACGAUUUGGACAAGUUGAUACAGGUCAUGUCUACUAUCGCGAUGUACCACAAAUUAGAUACAUGGGCUUUCCCUUAACAGAUCACCCGAGCACUGACAUUUCGAGAUACUUUUAUAUAGCAGCCAAAUUCAUUGACAAUGCCAUCAGUAGUGGAGGAAAAGUUCUAGUUCACUGCCAGAUGGGAAUAUCUAGAUCAGCUACAUGUGCUAUUUCUUAUCUGAUGAUUUAUCGCAAGAUGACGGCCGCCGACGCUAUACGUACGGUGCGUUUACGUCGUGAUAUUCGGCCAAACGACGGUUUCCUUCAGCAGUUGGCCGACCUGUGUAACGAGCUGCGAAGAGAGAGAAUGCCAGCAAUUGCACGCACAUCCGAACUAGCUCCCAUGGAUUUUCCCAGUCGAAAACCGAAAUUGGAUCAAGUUGGGCGAAUGAAGUCACAAUGUUACAAAGCAUUAAUGAAAGACCUAUUUUUCAAUCGAUAAAUAAAUCUUAGUAAUGUUUUUUUGAAGCAAACACCCAUUGUUUCCCAUACGUUUUGUUCAUGUAUUUAAGUGUGUUAGACAUAAGUUAUUAAGAAGAUAAACUAAAUGAUUUGAUCUACGUUAAAUAUAAUUUGGAGGAUGUAUACAUAUAUAGCGAUUGUCACACAGAUUGAGUACUUCAAAACUUCUGAUACAUCAAGAUACAUGAAUCAUUCGAAUUUUACCCCAAUAUAAUUGCUAUGAACUUCAAAAAAAUAGUACGUGGAAAUAAGUGACCUAGUCAUGUCGUCUGAAAUUUUUUUAAUUAUGCAACGUCAUUAUCUUUUAUCUUCACCAAAAUUCAAUCCACAUUUACAUUAACGUUGGUUAAUAUUAAACUUACUUUUAUCUUUGCACAACGAGAUCAAUUGAGUAGAAAAAAAAGACCUCCUAUUUGUUGUGAAUUACAUUUCUAUCUUAAGGGCACUGAAUGAUAUACGCUGACUAUUUGAAACAUGUUAUAUUUUGUUAUAAAAAACGUGCUAAAAACGAACAUUCAUUUUUAUGUUGCUCUGGUAAAUGUUCAGGAAAAUUGUCUUUUCAAUUAAACAAAGUUCAUUCGGUAUGAAAUUCCUACAACACAUCUACAAUGAAUGAGGACCGCUUGUCAUUUAUCCCAAGGUGAUUUUAUAUGAAAUAUCGCAGAUGAAAACAGAUAAAAUACUUCUGCAUACGAGAAACAAAUUUGAAAUAUAUUUAUUUAAAUGUAGGACAAGAAAAAAAAUGUUGUACCAAAUUUGACAGAAAACAAAUCCAUCUCAUUUAUGAGAUAUAUUUUAUUGAAUAAAACGAUACUUAUUAGAAAAAACGAA